AUGGGUGGUAUGGGGCUAUCAACAACUCCAGAGGUUCAGAGGUUCAUGAGGAAGAAGAGUGACUUCUUCCUUGACGAAGCACAACGUAUCAAAGCUGUUAGCGAAUGGAAACCCCAACUCGAGAGCAAUGGCCAUAAGAUCUCCGUGCUCGUCGAACCGAAGUCAGAUCGCAAACUGCCCACAUCGGAACAAAUCCUACUCCUGAAAGCCUCUCAACUCAAUGGUUUCAAAUUCCCUCCAUGGACCAAAGCACCACAAGAUUCGGACUUCCACCUCCUGGAUGGUCAAGAGCGUUUCACUGACAAGCCGGAACUGCGCCUCUCUGCUGCACAGCUCAAAGUCUUUGAUGGUUGGAAGCGUGCAGCCGAGGCUCUCCCACCACCAGCAUGGUAUCCACCUCAGGAAAGACGAGCAGGACCCACGAUGAGCUCUUCGCGUACCAUUGACCUGGUCCAAGAUGCUGCCACCGAUUGUUCGGUGGUUGCAAGUUUAUGUGCUCUGGUUGCUCGUGGUGAAAGAAAUCAUGCGAAGAUUCUAGGCUCCAUAAUGUCCCCGUACGACGUCAACGAGGGACAGCCCAAGAUGUCUCCGAACGGCAAGUACGUUUUCAAGCUAAACUUCAACGGAACCCACAGAAGGGUCGAGAUCGACGAACGUCUGCCCGUAUCGAAAUCUCCGAGGGUGCUGCAUGUCAUCGACCGUCACAACCCGAGUCUUCUAUGGCCUGCUUUGAUAGAGAAGGCAUAUCUCAAAGUUAGAGGCAGCUACGACUUUCCUGGCAGCAACUCGGGAACCGAUCUCUGGAUUCUCAGUGGAUGGAUUCCAGAGCAAAUUUUCUUACAAAGUGAUGACACCAUCGCAAACAAUAUUUGGAGGCGCAUCUUCAAGUCACACCAGUAUGGCGACGUCUUGAUAACUAUGGGUACUGGCAAGAUUUCUAGCCGCACCGAGCGUGCGAUUGGUCUUGCGGGUGAGCACGAUUAUGCUGUGUUGGAUAUGCGAGAAGUUGACGGCCAGAAAUUGAUGCUCGUCAAGAACCCCUGGUGUGAAGGAAUGUCAUGGCGCGGAAGCAUCCCUAGAUCCGCCAUCGACAACGAAGAUGACGAAGACGAAGAAAUUCUUCCAUCGUCACGAGAUCUGCUCAACCAAGACGAUAAGCUGACUCCUGGGACUUUUUGGAUGGACCUCAACAGUGUGAUGCAGUACUUUGAGUCCAUCUACCUGAACUGGAACCCAGGGCUGUUCAAAUAUCGCCAGGACAUCCAUUUUGCCUGGGACCUCUCCGCAUUGUCAUCAAGCAACAAGUACCAGAGUUUCAGCAACAACCAGCAAUUCCGAGUCUCCGUGUCGGCUUCAGGUGUUGUGUGGCUUCUACUCAGUCAUCACUUCAAAGAUGGAAAAGAGGAUGCCCAUCCGUCUGAAUACAUCAGCUUGUAUGUCUUCGACAACAACGGCGCAAAGGUUUACUUGAGUGACGGCGCUGUUCAACGCGGACCCUUUGUCGACUCCCCACAAACUCUCCUGCGACUGGAUAAGUUGGAAGCAAACAAGAAAUACACAGUCGUCCCUGUUGAGCAAGACCUUACACCGACCACCCAUACAUUCACCCUCUCAGUGUUCGCCAAUGCACGUAUCGCCAUUGACGAGGCACCCAGCAAAUAUGCCUGUCACAAGUCAAUCUCUGCAGCGUGGACGGAAGAGACUGCAGGUGGUAAUGCCCAUUCGCCGACAUACUCACAGAAUCCGCAGUUCAGAAUUGUGGUUCCUACGAAGACGUCAAUUGCGCUCCUUCUCGAAACAUCAGUGGAGCAAUUGCAUGUCCACGUAAAAUUGGUACACGGCCGAGGCGCUCGAGUCCAAGCUGUGCGAUCGAAGGACAUUGUGUUCGACUCGAAAGACUAUCGCCGUGGAUGUGCUCUGGCAGAAUAUGCAGAGCUCGACGCGGGUGCCUAUACGAUAAUUUGCUCUACAUUUGAAGCUGGUCAGAGGGGAAACUUCAAGCUGCGAGUUGAUAGUAUGGUGGCUACACAACUUUCGCUACUGCCGCGGCAAGGUGCAGGACGACUGAGACACGCUUGGGCCAAAGCGACCUUCCAAGGGCAGCAACGCGCGUUAGCAGCGCCAAUCGCACCCAGACGUCUCACCAAGUUCGAUGUUUUCGUUAAGCAAGUGCAGCAGACUGGCCAACAGCAGACUACAAAGGCCGGUCAAAGUCGAGAAAGAAGCAUGGUUCGGGUCACACUGGAGAUUGGUACAGGCCCUGAGAGACGCAUCUUGAUCGCCAGCUCCAACGGUGAGUAUAGCGAUUCUUCUGCUGGAGUGCGAACAGGUGAGAUUGAUCUGGCUCCACAAGAGAUGGGUAACAUAUGGCUUGUCAUUGAACGCAUGUUCACGCCCAUGGAUUCCGAAAGGGAGUUGUUUGAGGUUGAGACAUUCACAGACGCACUUGAUACGGUCGACAUUGGAGUCUGGAGAAGAUGGGAUGUAGAUGCGUUGGAUCAAUAG
Aureobasidium namibiae CBS 147.97 is the source of this 2505-nucleotide messenger RNA. RefSeq names its product cysteine proteinase. Gene Ontology annotation, molecular function: calcium-dependent cysteine-type endopeptidase activity. The transcript is spliced from 4 exons. NCBI's taxonomy places the organism in Eukaryota, Fungi, Ascomycota, Dothideomycetes, Dothideales, Saccotheciaceae. The record is from RefSeq and is a predicted model, not a curated record. Bases 1 to 2505 code for a protein of 834 amino acids. Gene Ontology annotation, biological process: proteolysis.